Molecule: messenger RNA, 1906 nt
Organism: Apis laboriosa (Himalayan honeybee)
Lineage: Eukaryota; Metazoa; Arthropoda; Insecta; Hymenoptera; Apidae
Product: UDP-glycosyltransferase UGT5-like
Exons: 3
Coding region: 149-1783 (544 amino acids)
Molecular function (GO): UDP-glycosyltransferase activity
Source: RefSeq, a predicted model, not a curated record
GAAACGUGACGAAUGAGGUGACAAAUCCAGUGACGGGCAGAUUACAUAUAGGCACUAAUACUUGUUUGUUUUUGUUACUACAUACAUUAUCUUCUAAAGUGGAAGAAAGCCAGUGUGUCCAGCGCCGUCGAACCGUGAACGUCUAAGCAUGGAAAUUAAUCAAAUUCGAAUCAUCUUUUCGUUUAUCCUCGUGAUAAAUCUAUUAUCGUGUUCAAAUGCUAAUAAUUCUACCUCGUUUGAAAAUAACCGCCUUAAAAUUCUGGCAAUCUUUCCUCAUCCGGGCAAGAGUCAUUUCCUCGUAUUCAAACCUUUCAUCGAAGAGUUAGCACGUCGAGGCAACGAAUUGACGGUGAUUUCUUAUUUUCCGAGAAUCGAGAAGGAUGAACAUCUUCCUACUUACAAAGAUAUCAGUUUGGCCAAUAAAGAGAGUGACGUGUUUAUAAACGUAGUCGAUUUGAAAAGAUUUGAAGGGAAGUUUUACAUUUAUAAAUAUUUUACCAAUAUAUACAUGUUGUACAAAAUGAGAUUCGUAGCCUGUGAAAAUUUAAAACAUCCAGCUGUAAAGAAACUGAGCGAAAAUGGGGAGAAGUUCGAUUUGGUGUUGAUAGAGAAUUUCAAUACUAAUUGUUUCAUGAGCUUUGUGCACAAAUUCAACGCGCCCUUUAUAGAUAUAUCUACCCAUCAGCCAAUGCCGUGGACUGUACAUAAUUUGAGACUUUACAACGAAGCCAGUUUCAUACCUAUGUUGUUGACCUCGAUUUUAAAACCGAUGAAUCUUUUUUAUAGAACGAUAAACACGUUGUCGCUAUACGUCUCAUCGGCGCUAUAUUACACGUUUUUCCAUUGGAAGGAUCAGUCUGUAGCGGAAGAAAUUUACGGUCCGGAUAUUCCGAAUGUGAUGACGAUAAGUAAGAACAUGUCUGUUUUUUUCAUUAACACGCAUUACACCCUUCACGGUGGCAUCUCGUAUCCGCCAAAUGUCAUCGAAGUGGGUGGAAUUCACAUCGAAUCGAAAAGAAAACCUCUGCCACGGAACAUAGCCAAAUUUCUCGACGAGGCACACGAGGGUGUUUUGUAUUUCAAUCUCGGCUCGAUGAUCAAAAUGUCUACGAUGCCGAAGGAUAAAUUGAAUACAUUGAUCAAAGUGUUUCGUUCCAUUCCUAGAAAAGUGAUUUGGAAAUGGGAACAGGAUGACAUUCCGGAAUUACCCGACAACGUCAUGGUCCAGAAAUGGCUGCCUCAGUACGACAUAUUAAAUCAUCCGAACGUUAAGUGUUACUUCGGCCACGGUGGUCUCCUCGGAUUAACGGAAGGAGUUCAGAGCGGGGUCCCGAUGAUACUCAUGCCCUUCUACGGUGAUCAAUAUACGAACGCGGCCGCGGCUCAAACUAGAGGCGUCGCUGUUAUCCUGGAAUAUCACGAUUUCAUCGAGGAAAAACUGAGAAACGUCAUCGAUCAAAUAUUCAACGACACGAGGUAUGGGGAGAACGCCAAGAGGCUUUCGAAAGCUUUUAAAGAUCGGCCAGCCAGCCCUCUGGAGACAGCGAUAUGGUGGACGGAGUACGUGGCACGUGGGAACGGUUUGCCAUACGUGAGGAGCGAGGCGAUAACCAUGCCCUGGCACGAACGUUACCUCGUCGAUGUGUACGCCGUUCUUCUACUCUUGUUUUUGCUCGCUCUUUACGUACAAUACAGAGUGGUAAAGUACGCGUUUGCCCGCGUUCUGAGAUCGGAGGACGCGGAUAGUAAAAGGCGAGCGACUCUCUCUAAGAAGAGGGAUUGAAAUCUUUGGAUAAUGAAUAAUGUCUCGCGAGAUGGGAUACGAUGAUGGAUGGUGUUUGUAAAGCGUGAUACGAGAAUACGAGAACGAAACUACGGAACGGAAUAAAACGGAAAAACAAUCGUG